CCAUGAAAGGUAAAGAAAAUUAAUAAACAAAUUCAUACAUUAAGCGUCACAAUCCCUUCAUGGGAAAGAGAUAGAAGAGAGAGUAACAAUCUAUUCAUGGGAAGGAGAGCAUGGUCAACCUCUCUCCUCUUCCAAUCCAAAAGCUUCUGUUUCUCUCUUCUCUAUCUCUUCACAACUCUGUUUCUCGCUCUGUAUUCCACAAUUUCAACCAAAUGCAUCUUCAGAUCUUCUUCACCAUUCAAUCCAAUCCAGAAAUCCCUCUUUUCUUAUCCUCCCACUUAUGGGGAACACAAAUAUGCUAUCCCAACUGUCAGAUCCUCCUGCACUUCCCCUGUUUUCUUCUCAGAUUAUUCCAUGGUCUUGAAGGAUAUCAAAGAAAUCUGCCAGAAUUCUUCAUCUUCUACAUCAACUCUGAAUUAUCCGCCAAAGAAGGCUGAGAGCUUUGCAGGGAAUUUUAGUACCAAAGAGAGGAUGUCUUAUUUUGAUCACAGAGAUGAUCAGGUGGAGGUGCCUUGCGGAUUCAUGAAGCAAUUCCCCUUUAGUGAUUCUGAUAGAAUUGCUAUGGAGAGCUGCAAGGAAGUGGUAGUAGUCUCAGCAAUUUUUGGUGACCAUGACAAAAUCCGUCAACCAAAAGGCCUCGGAUCGAAAACCUUGGAAACAGUUUGUUUCAUUAUGUUCAUAGAUGAUCUCACUCUGAAAGGUCUUCAAUCUCAUUACCUUCUUAUCAAUGAAAGCCAAGAACAUAAACUAGGUGUAUGGAGAAUCGUUACUGUUUCUGGUGAGCUUCCAUAUAAAAAUCCAGCCAUGAAUGGAGUAAUACCCAAGCAUUUGGUUCACAGGCUCUUCCCAAAUUCUAAAUUCAGUAUUUGGUUGGACGCGAAGCUGCAAUUAAUGGUUGAUCCAUUGCUGUUAAUCCAUUCUCUUGUUAUAUCAGAGAAUGUGGACAUGGCUAUAUCCAAGCAUCCUUACUAUAUUCAUACAAUUGAAGAGGCAAUGGCAACUGUAAGGUGGAAGAAAUGGGGAAAUGUUGAUUCUUUGAAGGAGCAAAUGGAGGUGUACUGCCAAAAUGGUUUAAAGCCAUGGACAAGCCACAAGCUCCCAUAUACCACAGAUGUACCAGACACUGCUCUGAUACUGAGGAGACAUGGAGUUAGAAGCAACCUUUUCUCCUGCCUUAUGUUCAAUGAAUUGGAAGCUUUCAACCCAAGAGAUCAAUUGGCUUUUGCAUAUGUAAGAGACAAAAUGAAUCCAAAGAUAAAGCUGAACAUGUUUGAAGUUGAAGUGUUUGAGCAAAUUGUUUGGGAAUUUAGGCAUAACCUGAUCAAACAUGGUGGAGGAAGAAGUCCAGCAGAUCAACUGCCAAUGCCAAGAACAAAAUGGAAGGAUGUGUUUAUUAAUAAUGGCAGCCGUAGUUGUAACUGUUCCAGUUAUCUUCUACCAAAUGUGGCGGGAAUCCCAUGACUGAUCUUUUUAUCUUU
Molecule: messenger RNA, 1478 nt
Organism: Telopea speciosissima
Lineage: Eukaryota; Viridiplantae; Streptophyta; Magnoliopsida; Proteales; Proteaceae
Product: probable hexosyltransferase MUCI70
Exons: 4
Coding region: 97-1461 (454 amino acids)
Source: RefSeq, a predicted model, not a curated record